AUGUCUAACCUGAUACCCGAACGCCUGCUUCUCCUGCGGAGUACAUUGACCUACAAUGAUGUGCAUGUGAACUUCACUCGAGAAGAGUGGGCUUUGCUGGAUCCUUCCCAAAGGAGUCUCUACAAAGAUGUGAUGCUGGAGACGUACAGGAACCUCACUGCUAUAGGUUAUAAUUGGGAAGGUCAUAAUGUUGAAGAGCAUUGUCAAAGUUCUAGAAGACAUUCAAGGUAUGAAAACAGUCAUAGUGGACACAAACCCCCUGAAGAUACUCAAUAUGAUGAAGUCUUUGCACAUCACAGGAAUGCCCACACAUAUGAAAGUAUGCACACUGGUGCGGAUCGCUAUGAAUCAAAACAAUAUGGUAACGCUUUUGAAAAUAACAGUUAUCUCCUAAGACAUAAAAGGACACAUAGAGAGGAGAAACCCCAUAAAUGUAACCAGUGUGGUAAAGCCUUUGCACACAACAGUCAUCUCCUAAGACAUAAAAGAACUCACACUGGAGAGAAACCUUAUGAAUGUAACCAGUGUGAUAAAGCCUUUACACAGAGGAUUGCUCUCCUAUUACAUAACAGAACUCACACUGGAGAAAAACCCCGUGAAUAUAACCAGUGUGGUAAAGCCUUUGCACAUACUAAUGAUUUCUUAAUACAUAAAAGAACUCACACUGGAGAGAAACCUUAUGAAUGUAAACAAUAUGGAAAAGCCUUUGCAUGUAGUAGUAAUCUUCAAAUACACAAAAGAACUCACACGGGAGAGAAAUCUUAUGAAUGCAAUGAAUGUGGUAAAGCGUUUUCAACUAACAGUAAUCUCCAUCUACAUAAAAGAACUCACACGGGAGAGAAACCGCAUGAAUGUGACCAAUGUGGUAAAGCCUUUGCACAGAGGAGUACUCUCCUAUCACAUAACAGAACUCACACUGGAGAAAAACCCUAUGAAUGUAACCAGUGUGGUAAAGCCUUUGCAUACAAGAAUGUUUUCAUAAUUCAUAAAAGAACUCACACUGGCGAGAAACCUUAUGAAUGUAACCAGUGUUGUAAAGCCUUUGCAGAUAACAGUCAUCUCUUAAGACAUAAAAGAACUCACACUGGAGAGAAACCUUAUGAAUGUAACCAGUGUGGUAAAGCCUUUGCAGAUAACAGUGUUCUUCUAAUACAUAAAAGAACUCACACUGGAGAGAAACCUUAUGAAUGUAACCAGUGUGGUAAAGCCUUUGCACACAACAGUCAUCUCCUAAGACAUAAAAGAACUCACAGUGGAGAGAAACCUUAUGAAUGUAACCAGUGUGAUAAAGCCUUUGCACAGAGGAGUGCUCUCCUAUUACAUAACAGAACUCACACUGGAGAAAAACCCCAUGAAUGUAAACAGUGUGGUAAAGCCUUUGCACAUAGUAGUGAUCUCUUAAUACAUAAAAGAACUCACACUGGAGAGAAACCUUAUGAAUGUAAACAAUGUGGAAAAGCCUUUGCAUGUAAUAGUAAUCUUCAAAUACACAAAAGAACUCACACAGGAGAGAAAUCUUAUGAAUGCAAUGAAUGUGGUAAAGCGUUUUCAACUAACAGUAAUCUCCAUCUACAUAAAAGAACUCACACGGGAGAGAAACCGCAUGAAUGUGACCAAUGUGGUAAAGCCUUUGCACAGAGGAGUACUCUCCUAUCACAUAACAGAACUCACACUGGAGAAAAACCCUAUGAAUGUAACCAGUGUGGUAAAGCCUUUGCAUACAAGAAUGUUUUCAUAAUUCAUAAAAGAACUCACACUGGCGAGAAACCUUAUGAAUGUAACCAGUGUUGUAAAGCCUUUGCAGAUAACAGUCAUCUCUUAAGACAUAAAAGAACUCACACUGGAGAGAAACCUUAUGAAUGUAACCAGUGUGGUAAAGCCUUUGCAGAUAACAGUGUUCUUCUAAUACAUAAAAGAACUCACACUGGAGAGAAACCUUAUGAAUGUAACCAGUGUGGUAAAGCCUUUGCACACAACAGUCAUCUCCUAAGACAUAAAAGAACUCACAGUGGAGAGAAACCUUAUGAAUGUAACCAGUGUGAUAAAGCCUUUGCACAGAGGAGUGCUCUCCUAUUACAUAACAGAACUCACACUGGAGAAAAACCCCAUGAAUGUAAACAGUGUGGUAAAGCCUUUGCACAUAGUAGUGAUCUCUUAAUACAUAAAAGAACUCACACUGGAGAGAAACCUUAUGAAUGUAAACAAUGUGGAAAAGCCUUUGCAUGUAAUAGUAAUCUUCAAAUACACAAAAGAACUCACACAGGAGAGAAAUCUUAUGAAUGCAAUGAAUGUGGUAAAGCGUUUUCAACUAACAGUAAUCUCCAUCUACAUAAAAGAACUCACACGGGAGAGAAACCGCAUGAAUGUGACCAAUGUGGUAAAGCCUUUGCACAGAGGAGUACUCUCCUAUCACAUAACAGAACUCACACUGGAGAAAAACCCUAUGAAUGUAACCAGUGUGGUAAAGCCUUUGCAUACAAGAAUGUUUUCAUAAUUCAUAAAAGAACUCACACUGGCGAGAAACCUUAUGAAUGUAACCAGUGUUGUAAAGCCUUUGCAGAUAACAGUCAUCUCUUAAGACAUAAAAGAACUCACACUGGAGAGAAACCUUAUGAAUGUAACCAGUGUGGUAAAGCCUUUGCAGAUAACAGUGUUCUUCUAAUACAUAAAAGAACUCACACUGGAGAGAAACCUUAUGAAUGUAACCAGUGUGGUAAAGCCUUUGCACACAACAGUCAUCUCCUAAGACAUAAAAGAACUCACAGUGGAGAGAAACCUUAUGAAUGUAACCAGUGUGAUAAAGCCUUUGCACAGAGGAGUGCUCUCCUAUUACAUAACAGAACUCACACUGGAGAAAAACCCCAUGAAUGUAAACAGUGUGGUAAAGCCUUUGCACAUAGUAGUGAUCUCUUAAUACAUAAAAGAACUCACACUGGAGAGAAACCUUAUAAAUGUAACCAGUGUGGGAAAGCCUUUGCACGAAGGAGUGCUCUACUAUUACAUAGCAGAAUUCACACUGGAGAAAAACCCUAUGAAUGUAACCAAUGUGGUAAAGCCUUUGCAGCUACCAGUAAUCUCCUAGUACAUAAAAGAACUCACACUAGAGAGAAACCUUAUGAAUGUAACCAAUGUGGUAAAGGCUUUGCAAGUAAGAGUCAUCUCUUAGUACAUAAAAGAACCCAUACUGGAGAGAAAACUUAU
Messenger RNA from Meriones unguiculatus (Mongolian gerbil), 3201 nucleotides. RefSeq names its product zinc finger protein 709-like. The record is from RefSeq and is a predicted model, not a curated record. The annotation marks the transcript as partial. The transcript has 4 exons. Lineage: Eukaryota; Metazoa; Chordata; Mammalia; Rodentia; Muridae. Gene Ontology annotation, biological process: regulation of DNA-templated transcription. Gene Ontology annotation, molecular function: RNA polymerase II cis-regulatory region sequence-specific DNA binding; DNA-binding transcription factor activity, RNA polymerase II-specific.